Doryrhamphus excisus (bluestripe pipefish) is the source of this 1386-nucleotide messenger RNA. RefSeq names its product telomeric repeat binding factor (NIMA-interacting) 1 (gene terf1). Lineage: Eukaryota; Metazoa; Chordata; Actinopteri; Syngnathiformes; Syngnathidae. Gene Ontology annotation, molecular function: protein homodimerization activity; G-rich strand telomeric DNA binding; telomerase activity. Gene Ontology annotation, cellular component: chromosome, telomeric region; nuclear telomere cap complex; nucleus. The record is from RefSeq and is a predicted model, not a curated record. Gene Ontology annotation, biological process: negative regulation of telomeric D-loop disassembly; telomere maintenance via telomerase; negative regulation of DNA replication.
ACGCAGCUGUUGGUCGCGGCAAUUCAAACAAGGAAAAGCCAACAUGGACGCACAAGUUCGAAACAGAAAGCGUGCAUUAAUGACUGAGGACGACGAAUGCUUCAACCAGGCCUCCCUUGUCGCGUCAAAGUGGAUUCUGGACUACCUUUUUGUCAAUGUAUGUCGUCGUUUUAAGGCGGGAAACUAUGAAGCAUUCAAAGACGCCGUUUCUACCUACCAGUCCGUUUCUCAGCAAGCCUCGCUGAAAGGAGGUAAAUCGAAGGAGAAAACGAAUAUAUGUGCUUUCCUCCACAGAGUCAUGCACGGGAAGAGGACAGACACUCAUUUUGAGGAGGACGACAAGUUGAUGCCUCUCAUGUCUGCGUACAAAGUGUGGUUUCAACUCAAAGAGACUGUGGGAGAUGACAAUUUAUUUGGGACCGUCACCGUUCUCUUGAUGAUUCAGACUGUAGUCAUGUGCUUGGAAAAAGGUGAUAAAACAUCAGCCUCCUUCGCCCUCAAGUGGUUUCAAGAGCAUGCCAGCAUCAACAAGACAGUGCGAGAAAAGCUUUCCACCAUAGUGGCCGAGACGGACACCUACAACCUGUUCCUCACCGGUUUCACCUUCAGCAGACUACUGGAGAUGGUGCGGUCAUAUUUGGACACCUACCUGGCCCAGAAUCCAUCAGACUAUCUUGUUAAGGAAGCCAUAAAGACGGUCCAGAGUGUGGAUGCUAAGGACGCCAUGGCAACAGAGGACACAUCUCGCCCAGAGAAGGUCGACGACUCGCAGAAGGAGGAGACAAACAGAACAAAACACAAUCUUCAGCCCGCCUUGAAGAACGCGUACAUCUGUCUUCCGAGUACAUCAGCGCAAGGGUUGCUGGAAAGAAACACCAGGACCACCAGCAAGGAAAAACCCAAUGUCGACGCUCCAGAGGACGAGCCGCUCCCACAGACAGAUGAUACCCGCAGGUCUAAACGUAAACUUCUGUCCACAAAAGCAGACGUGUGGGAAGGACAAGGUGAGAGUAAAAUGUGCACCAGACCAGCGACUUUAAAAGACAGCACAAAUACUUCAGUUCUCAAAAAAAGGAAGACACAUACGAAAUGGACCUAUGAAUUGGACAAGAAACUCAAAGAUGGCGUCAAGCGUCACGGCGUGGGUAAGUGGUCUCGAAUUCUGUUGGAUGACGACUUCGAGGGCCGCACCGGCACCAUGCUGAAAGACAGAUGGAGGAUCCUGGUGAAGGAUAAUAAAGUCGACUGAAGACGUUUUGAACGCAGUACGUAUUCGGGGUAUGAGGCACCCUCCUGUUUUUGGGACGUACCUUAGUGUUAACGUCAUGGUUGGGUUUUUUUUUUUUUUUUUACACACUCCAAACCUUAAAGUACCUGGACAAUAAA